This is a messenger RNA of Alosa sapidissima (American shad), 2000 nucleotides long. It is a transcript of the gene znf384a, whose product is annotated as zinc finger protein 384 a. The record is from RefSeq and is a predicted model, not a curated record. The transcript is spliced from 12 exons. Gene Ontology annotation, biological process: regulation of transcription by RNA polymerase II. The coding region runs from base 158 to 1966 and encodes 602 amino acids. Lineage: Eukaryota; Metazoa; Chordata; Actinopteri; Clupeiformes; Clupeidae. Gene Ontology annotation, molecular function: DNA-binding transcription factor activity, RNA polymerase II-specific; RNA polymerase II cis-regulatory region sequence-specific DNA binding. Gene Ontology annotation, cellular component: nucleus.
GAGUCGGGCUGCCCCACAAGAGGGAAAAAAAUUGAAAAAAAAAAUUGAGGGAAAAAAACGGCGAAUCUGAGGGUUCGGGCGGAUUUGGACGAAGUUUCCGAACUGUCCCGGCCCGAGGGAGACCCAGGGUUGAGAGGGAGUCACCAGCACCGAAAUAAUGGAAGAUUCCCAUUUCAACUCAUCAUACUUUUGGUCUCCCGUUCCCACAGUGCAAGGACAGAUUGAGAACGCCAUGUUCCUCAACAAGAUGAAGGAGCAGCUGGGCCCGGAGAAGGCUGCCUCGUUCCCGCACUCCUCGUCCGCCCACUACCCCACCGCCGUGCUCACUGUGCCGGGCUCCGUCGCCAUGGACACCAGCGCCGUCGGGCGGGGCCCCAAGCAGGAAGGGGGUGGCGGCGGCUCCCAGAUGUCCGGGGUCGGGGCGCACCUGCACUCGCCCCACACCUCACAGAACAUCACCGUGGUGCCCGUGCCCUCUACAGGCAUCAUGACAGCAGCGGGGCUAGUGAUCACCACUCCCCAGGGCACGCUGGUCACCCCUCCUGCCUCGUCCCAAUCUUUUGUUUCUGGACCCCCUGCCACUACCAUGAUAGUGUCCACACUGCACCCCUCAAAUGCAGUAGAGACCAGCCGGCAUUCCUCUCUCUACUUCCACAGCCAGUAUAAGAAAGAGAAUGGCAGCAUCCCCCCAGCUGUCGUCAUGCCAACUCCUUCCAAACGGGGAAGGAAGAAGAAGUCCAUGCUACCCCGAGAUGGUUCCAUGACUGCCCAUACGCUGCCAACAGGAAGUGAUGCGUUGAUCCUUGCCCACCUCGCAGCUGGGGGUCAGCACCACCCAGCUGACCCCUAUGACCUCUCCAACGAUGAAGAUGAUCAUACAAACAAAGACGGGAACAAAUCUUACAGGUGUCGGAUGUGUGCGGUGACCUUCUUCAACAAGUCGGACAUGCAGAUCCACGCCAAGUCUCACACGGAGGCCAAGCCACACAAGUGCCCCCACUGCUCCAAAUCCUUCGCCAACUCCAGCUACCUGGCCCAGCACAUCCGCAUCCACACCGGGGCCAAGCCCUACACCUGCUCCUACUGCCAGAAAACGUUCAGGCAGCUCAGUCACUUACAGCAGCACACACGAAACCACACAGAGGCCAAGCCACACAAGUGCCCCCACUGCUCCAAAUCCUUCGCCAACUCCAGCUACCUGGCCCAGCACAUCCGCAUCCACACCGGGGCCAAGCCCUACACCUGCUCCUACUGCCAGAAAACGUUCAGGCAGCUCAGUCACUUACAGCAGCACCACAGGAUCCACACGGGUGACAGGCCAUACAAGUGUGUCCACCCAGGCUGUGAGAAGGCAUUCACUCAGCUCUCCAACCUGCAGUCUCACCGCCGGCAGCACAACAAGGACAAGCCGUACAAGUGCCACAACUGUAACCGUGGUUACACGGAUGCGGCCAGCCUGGAGGUGCACCUGUCGACGCACACAGUCAAACAUGCCAAACUCUACUCCUGCGGUUUGUGUAACCGCGCCUACACCUCGGAGACGUACCUGAUGAAGCACAUGCGCAAACACAACCCCGACCCCCUGACGGUGGCGGCGGCGGUGGCUGCCCAGCAGGCCCAAGGCCAGACCCCCAGCGGCGGGGGCACGGGCCGGGGCAGAGGUCGUGGGAGAGGGGGCGCCGCUGCAGCAGCGGCCGCGGCAGCCGCUGCGGCGGCGGCAGCAGCAGCUGCGGCAGGCGGGCCGGGAGGUGGGCAGGCGCCCAAUGCACCCAACUCCAACCCCCCCAGCAGCUACACGGCGGGCGAGGGCGGCGUACCUUGCCCCUUCGACCUGCACCAGUACAAGACGGUGUCGGCCGGGGAGAUCCAGUACAAGCCGGUGAGCGUGGCCGACUUGUCGGCCCACAAAGACCUCUGCCUCACGGUCUCCACCUCGGCCAUCCAGGUGGAGCACAUGAACUCCUAGACCGAACUGAGGGAGGGAGGGUGGGUGGGGAUGG